Molecule: messenger RNA, 1495 nt
Organism: Cucurbita maxima (winter squash)
Lineage: Eukaryota; Viridiplantae; Streptophyta; Magnoliopsida; Cucurbitales; Cucurbitaceae
Product: ankyrin repeat domain-containing protein 2B-like
Exons: 9
Coding region: 156-1208 (350 amino acids)
Biological process (GO): protein targeting to chloroplast
Cellular component (GO): chloroplast outer membrane
Molecular function (GO): protein binding; chloroplast targeting sequence receptor activity
Source: RefSeq, a predicted model, not a curated record
GAUUUAUUAUCUUCAUAUCUACAAAGUUCUGACCUCUCUCGACUUUUUCUUGGAUUGAGUUGCUUGCAGGCUUCGGGGUCUGGUUGAGGUUCAAUCUCGGAAUCUCCAUCGUAGCCGUGUUUGAAGUUUUCCAGUUCAAAGGUUCAGUUGCUCCAAUGGCUUCCAGUUCGACGAAGGAUGUUGCUGCUGACGAGAAGACAGCACCGUCAGAUAGCAAAAAUACCAAAAGUGAAACAUCUGCUGCAGAGCAGCAGCCAGAUAAUCCAAAAUCUCCCUCAGCCUCACCUCAUGGAGGGGAGUUUCCUCCAAAUCCUUUUGACUUCUCAGCAAUGACUGGUUUGCUUAACGAUCCUAGCAUUCAAGAAUUAGCUUCUCAAAUAGCAAAAGAUCCUGCAUUCAACCAGAUGGCGUCUCAACUUCAGAAGACUUUUCAAGGUGCUUCUGCUCAACCGGGUAUUCCUCAGUUUGAUACACAACAGUACUAUUCUACCAUGCAGCAGGUCAUGCAGAAUCCUCAAUUUAUGACAAUGGCUGAGCGCCUUGGCAAUGCACUAAUGCAGGAUCCAUCUAUGUCUAGCAUGCUGGAAACUUUUGCAAAUCCAUCAAAUAAGGACCAGCUUGAGGAACGCAUGGCACAAAUCAAGGAAGAUCCAACUUUGAAGCCUAUUUUAGAUGAAAUAGAGACUGGUGGUCCAGCUGCCAUGAUGAGGUACUGGAAUGACAGAGAUGUCUUGAAAAAAUUGGGCGAAGCAAUGGGUUUUGCAGUUCAUGGAGAUGCUGCAAAUGCUGAAAGUUCGGUUGCAGAUGAUUCAGAAGAAGUGGGAAAUGAUGAUGAAUCUUUAGUUCAUCAAACUGCUAGUGUUGGUGAUGCCGAGGGCUUAAAAAAUGCACUAGCAGCUGGUGGGAACAAGGACGAAGAAGAUUCAGAGGGAAGGACCGCAUUGCAUUUUGCAUGUGGGUAUGGCGAGGUGAAAUGCGCUCAGAUCCUUCUUGAAGCUGGAGUGAAGGUGGAUGCACUGGAUAAGAAUAAGAACACUGCACUUCAUUAUGCAGCUGGUUAUGGCAGGAAGGAGUGUGUUGCACUAUUACUUGAGAAUGGCGCUGCAGUCACUCUCCAAAACCUGGAUGGAAAGACUCCCAUAGACGUAGCCAAGCUAAACAACCAACAUGAGGUGCUAAAAUUGCUCGAGAAGGAUGUUUUCCUGUAAACUUUGAAGCCACCGGAAAUAUUUCCUGCCACAGUUCAAGCACGCCACGGGCUUUCGAGUGUUGCUAGAUUUUCUACCUUCGAAACAGUUACGACUUACUUUAAAUAAUGUGAUUUUUAUUAGAAUGCUACAGUCAGUGAGACAAAAUUGUUCUAUUAUGAGGUGUAGAGUGUGAGCCUUUUGUUAUUCGCAUUGUGCCUGGGAUCAUGUACUGUCUUGCUACUUGACAAAGAGUAUCCUAUGUUCAAUUCUUUCUCUUGUUUUAAUAAUAUCCAAAGUCAAAUUUG